Molecule: messenger RNA, 555 nt
Organism: Lentinula edodes (shiitake mushroom)
Lineage: Eukaryota; Fungi; Basidiomycota; Agaricomycetes; Agaricales; Omphalotaceae
Exons: 6
Coding region: 1-555 (184 amino acids)
Biological process (GO): lipid homeostasis
Cellular component (GO): nuclear membrane
Source: RefSeq, a predicted model, not a curated record
AUGGCCUUUGAAGUGAAGAAAAUUGAGCGGACGGAAUGUCUGGAAGCAUUCAUCGCGAACAACUGCAACAACCCGGUACCUUUUGCACGCGAAGAGUGUAUGAGAAUAGAUUUGUGCUUGAAGAAAUCAAUCAACAAUGUUGGAUAUGGUCGAUUAGCUGUGGGAAGUCUAGCGCACACACUUAACGGUUUUUUCGAGGAAGCAUCGUUAAAAACAUUGAUUGCUUCGGUGAUGAUUCUGCUUAUCCUUGCAGUGACUCGGUCUAAAGCCAGGCACUGUAACGAGGUCGGUCGGGACAAAGCCACGAGCCGACACACCUGCAGCAGCCAGAUCGUGAGGGAGUACGAAGAGUCAAGCGAGUCGAUGACAGGAUAUAGGCUAGGUGAAGGUGAAUAUCCUUCAAACUCGUCUUCAAAAUCCUCGUCUCCGUCUUCCUCUCCUUCUCCUGCAUUCGGAUCAUCUUCUGGCUCUGGAAUGGCCAAUGACAUCGUCAAGAAGCGCAUAGACUUCGCGAUGGGUACCAGAGAUGACACUGGAUGGAGUGCAAGACGGUAG